Molecule: messenger RNA, 1091 nt
Organism: Mirounga angustirostris (Northern elephant seal)
Lineage: Eukaryota; Metazoa; Chordata; Mammalia; Carnivora; Phocidae
Product: alpha-mannosidase 2-like
Exons: 7
Biological process (GO): mannose metabolic process; N-glycan processing; protein deglycosylation
Cellular component (GO): Golgi membrane
Molecular function (GO): alpha-mannosidase activity; carbohydrate binding; hexosyltransferase activity
Source: RefSeq, a predicted model, not a curated record
AUGAAGUUCUGCGACCACGUGAGUAUGGAGAUCCUGUCCCCCCUCUUUGGCACCCUGCACCCCGGUUUCUACCAGGCAGCCCACAAGGACUUCAGCUACGAGCAUUGGCCACAGUCGCAGGCACACAUCCCCAGGGACAAGGGCGACUUUUACUACAUGAGGACCUUUUUGCAGGGUCGGUGGGCUGAGAUGCUUCUAGAUCAGUACCGAAAGAAGUCAAAGCUCUUCCAUACUACAGUUGUCCUGGCCCCACUAGGAGAUGAUUUUCGCUACUGUGAACGCAUAGAAUGGGAUCAUCAGUAUAAGAAUUAUCAGCUGCUUUUUGAUUAUAUGAAUUCUCAUCCUGAGUAUAAUGUUAAGCCUUAUGUUUACACAACACUGCCCUUUGUCAGAGUGCAACGUGGAAGGUUUUACUCAGACGUGACUUGCUUUUUGGAACAUGUUACCCAUAGGGUCCGACUGUACAACAUCCAAGGAAUAGACGGACAGUCUGUGGAAGUGUCCAAUAUCGUGGACAUCCGAAAAGAACAUAACCGUGAGAUUGCAAUGAGAAUUUCUUCUAGCAUAAACAGUCAAAACAAAUUCUAUACUGACCUGAAUGGAUAUCAGAUUCAGCCCAGAAUGACGAUGAGCAAAUUGCCUCUUCAAGCAAAUGUCUAUCCGAUGACCACAAUGGCCUAUAUACAGGACACCAAGCAUCGCUUGACAUUACUCUCAGCUCAGUCUUUAGGGGUUUCAAGUUUGAAAAGUGGUCAGAUUGAAGUUAUCAUGGAUGGAAGACUCAUGCAAGAUGAUAAUCGCGGCCUUGAGCAAGGUGUCCAUGAUAACAAGGUUACAGCUAAUUUAUUUCGACUACUACUGGAAAAAAGAAGUGUGAAUACGGAAGAAGAAAAGAAGUCAGUCAGUUAUCCUUCUCUCGUUAGCCACAUAACUUCCUCUUUCCCGAAUCAUCCUGUCUUUACAAUGACAGAAAAGAUCCCCGUGCCCACCCUUCAGCUGCUAGGUGAAUUCUCUCCGUUACUGUCAUCUUUGCCUUGUGACAUUCAUCUCGUUAAUCUGAGGACAAUACAGUCAAAGGUAUAUCCCAAAAU